AUGGCCCAAAACCAUAUAAGCUCUUCCCUCGCCUCCAGUCUCUCUCAACCCUCCCACCCCCCGCAUUACCCGCACACUCUCCGCUCCGAUUCCUGCGCAACCUCCCGCGCAACCUUCCGCGGAGCCUCCAGCGCAACUUCCCGCGCAGGCUCCUGCGCUACCUCCUGCACAGCCACCAUUGCCGCUCCUUCCCCUUCCCCUAUCGUUCAAGCCCUUCCCUGCGCCACUAUCCCCAGCAGGUGCCUUUCCGGUGAGAUGCGCGUGUACAGCCACGUGAACGUGCAGCGACCCGCGGACUACUGGGACUACGAGGCGCUCCGAGUGCCGUGGGACGACCAGGCGGACUACGAGCUGGUGCGCAAGGUGGGGCGCGGGAAGUGCCAAGACGGGGCGGACUACGAGCUGGUGCGCAAGGUGGGGCGCGGGAAGUACAGCGAGGUGUUUGAGGGGCGCAGCACCCGCCACGGCGCGCGCUGCAUCGUCAAAGUGCUCAAGCCCGUGCGCCGCAAGAAGAUUCUGCGCGAGAUCAAGAUUCUGCAGAACUUGAUGGGCGGGCGCAACAUCAUUCAGCUGCUGGACGUGGUGCAGGACGCGCAGUCGGGCACGCCGUCGCUGGUGUUUGAGUUUGUGAACAACCACGACUUCAAGCACCUCUACCCUGCGCUCUCCGACCUGGACAUUCGUUUUUACCUCUACGAGCUGCUGCAGGCACUCGACUUUGCGCAUUCACAGGGCAUCAUGCACCGGGACGUGAAGCCGCACAACGUGAUGAUCGACCACCAGCGCCGCCAGCUGCGCCUCAUAGACUGGGGCCUCGCGGAGUUCUACCACCCGGGCAUGGCCUACAACGUGCGCGUCGCCUCUAGGUACUUCAAGGGGCCAGAGCUGCUGGUGAACAUAGAGGACUAUGACUACUCGCUGGACAUGUGGAGCCUGGGGUGCAUGGUCGCAGGCAUGAUCUUCCGCAGGGAGCCCUUCUUCUUUGGCGCGGACAACAACGACCAGCUCGUCAAGAUUGCUCAGGUCCUAGGCACAUCGGACCUGUACCAGUACCUCACACGCUACUCCGUACGGCUGGACUCGCAGCUGCAGUCCGCUGUGGGCAGGCAUCGCCGCAAGCCAUGGUCGCGCUUUAUCACGGCGGAGAACCAGCACCUCGUGUCACCCGAGGCCAUUGACUUUCUUGACCGCCUGCUGCGCUACGACCACCAGGAGAGGCUCACAGCCAAGCAAGCCAUGGACCACCCCUACUUCGACCUACUAAGGAACCCCUCUGCUAGACCAACACCGCCCCGCACUGGCUGA
Molecule: messenger RNA, 1305 nt
Organism: Closterium sp. Naga37s-1
Lineage: Eukaryota; Viridiplantae; Streptophyta; Zygnematophyceae; Desmidiales; Closteriaceae
Source: the annotation of a GenBank genome assembly